AGCCUGGUGAGGAUAAUAGAGAUAAUCUACAAGACAUGAAAACAAAUAAUAAGAGCCUAGCUAGUAUGUCUGGGGCCAUUCAGUACAGGACCAGACCUGAAAACAUAGUAAUGAAUGUUCAUCAAUUAGCUUAAAUCAUAUUUGGAGAAAUCUUUUUAAGAGUGCGGUAAUCUACGUAAUAUACUUUAGAUUGUCACUCAGGAUGAUUAACAAGUGUUCUUAAAGGAGUAGAACAUUGUGCUAUAUCAGAUGACUUAUUUCAUGAAAGAUCCGUAGUACCUACUCUGACCAAGAUGUUUUUCAUUUGUUUUGCCAUUCAGAGCACCAUGAUUCCAGACUGAAAAGCCUUUCGUGCUAGGCCAGUAGUAAAGAAAGGUGAUCUAAAUGGUGUAGCACCCCAUACCACACCUUUUCUUCAGAGUUAGAUAAAGGAGAAUAUUUUCUUAGCGUGGAUUGCUGCCUUUGGUAAGAACAUGUCGUCCAUCUUGCCAUUCACUCCACCAGUUGUAAAGAGACUGCUGGGAUGGAAGAAAUCAGCUGGUGGAUCUGGAGGAGCAGGUGGAGGAGAGCAGAAUGGACAGGAAGAAAAGUGGUGUGAGAAAGCAGUUAAAAGUUUGGUGAAGAAGCUAAAGAAAACAGGACGAUUAGAUGAGCUUGAGAAAGCCAUCACCACUCAAAAUUGUAAUACUAAAUGUGUUACCAUACCAAGCACUUGCUCUGAAAUUUGGGGACUGAGUACACCAAAUACGAUAGAUCAGUGGGAUACAACAGGCCUUUACAGCUUCUCUGAACAAACCAGGUCUCUUGAUGGUCGUCUUCAGGUAUCUCAUCGAAAAGGACUGCCACAUGUUAUAUACUGUCGAUUGUGGCGCUGGCCUGAUCUUCACAGUCAUCAUGAACUCAAAGCAAUUGAAAACUGCGAAUAUGCUUUUAAUCUUAAAAAGGAUGAAGUAUGUGUAAACCCUUACCACUACCAGAGAGUUGAAACACCAGUUUUGCCUCCGGUAUUAGUGCCACGGCAUACUGAAAUCCUAACAGAACUACCACCUCUGGAUGAUUAUACCCAUUCCAUUCCAGAAAACACUAAUUUCCCAGCGGGAAUUGAGCCACAGAGUAAUUAUAUCCCAGAAACGCCACCUCCUGGAUAUAUCAGUGAAGAUGGAGAAACAAGUGAUCAACAGUUGAACCAAAGUAUGGAUACAGGAUCUCCAGCAGAACUAUCUCCUACUACUCUUUCCCCUGUUAAUCACAGUUUGGAUUUGCAGCCAGUUACUUACUCAGAACCUGCAUUUUGGUGUUCAAUAGCAUAUUAUGAAUUAAACCAGAGGGUUGGAGAGACCUUCCAUGCAUCACAGCCUUCGCUCACUGUAGACGGCUUCACAGAUCCAUCAAAUUCAGAGAGGUUCUGCUUAGGUUUACUCUCCAACGUCAACAGAAAUGCUACAGUAGAAAUGACAAGAAGACAUAUAGGAAGAGGAGUGCGCUUAUAUUACAUAGGUGGGGAAGUUUUUGCUGAGUGCCUAAGUGAUAGUGCAAUCUUUGUGCAGAGCCCCAAUUGUAAUCAGAGAUAUGGCUGGCACCCUGCAACAGUGUGUAAAAUCCCACCAGGCUGUAAUCUGAAGAUCUUCAACAACCAGGAAUUUGCUGCUCUUCUGGCUCAGUCUGUUAAUCAGGGUUUUGAAGCCGUGUAUCAGCUAACUAGAAUGUGCACCAUAAGAAUGAGUUUUGUGAAAGGGUGGGGAGCAGAAUACAGAAGGCAGACAGUAACGAGCACUCCUUGCUGGAUUGAACUGCAUCUGAAUGGACCCCUACAGUGGUUGGACAAAGUAUUAACUCAGAUGGGAUCCCCGUCAGUACGUUGCUCAAGCAUGUCAUAAAGCUUCGUCACCAAUCAAGUCCCAUCAAAAGACUUAAUGUAACAACUCUUCUGUCAUAGUAUUUGUGUAUGGUCCCCAUGGACUGUUGACUAUCCAAAAAUUCAAGAGAGAAAACAGCACUUGAGGUUUCAUCAAUUAAAAGCACCUUGUGGAAUCGGUUUCCUAUAUUCGAAUAUUAGAUGGGAAAAUUAGUGUCUAGAAAUACUCUCCCGUAAAGGAGGAAGAGAAGAUUUUAAAGACUUAGUAAUGUCUUGUUGGGCAUAAAACUGAGUGUCCCAAAGGUUUAUUAAUAACAGUAGUAGUUAUGUGUACAGGUAAUGUAUCAUGAUCCAGUAUCACAGUAUUGUGCUGUUUAUAUACACUUUUAGUUUGCAUAAAUUAGGUGUGUGUGUGCUGCUUCUUGAUUUAGGCAAGCCUUUAUAAAGUUACAGUAGCUAAUCUGUUAUUCCCACUUCUCCGUUAUUUUUGUGUCUUUUUUAAUAUAUAAUAUAUAUCAAGAUUUUCAAAUUACCAUUUAGAAGCAGAUUUCCCUUGUAGAAAAACUAAUUUUUCUGCCUUUUACCAAAAAUAAACUCUUGGGGGAAGAAAAGUGGAUUAACUUUUGAAAUCCUUGACCUUAAUGUGUUCAGUGGGUCUUAAACAUUCAUUCUUUUUGUGUUUAUUUACUGCUAAAUCUCAUUAUAAGGAGACCUUGCCGAAAAUCUUUCCAAACCUCUUCAUUCCCACUUUUGUCCUGAUACCAAAACUGCGUAGCAUGGCAACCAUCACUGUGAUGGUUGCACUGAUACUGCCAGCACCAGUUAAUUCUGGGUACUGUAAGACUUCAUAUGGAGUAUGCCCCUUUGUCUUACAUCAAAUUUCAACAGAUAAUAAUUGACUUGUAUGACCUGGCAGUCUAUCGAUUUAUCCUUACACCUCAUAAAAAAUGCACAGGUGGCAGUAUAAUUUUCAGGGAUAUGCUACAGUAUACAAUAUGCAGUAUAUUUAUCCUUUUUUAAAAGCCAAUAUAGAUAUAAACACUCUUUUUUAAAAGGUAUUUACAAAUAUUUCAAUAGCAGGCCUUGUGCUCUCUGAUUUGAGUAGUUUCAUUUGAUUUAGUUACCAGAUUGUAUUAUAAAAUGGACUUUUUGUAAAUGUAAUCGCUUCUGCAAAAUACCUAGAAAAGUGAUGCUGAGGUAUGAUCAGCAGAUAGGGGCCAUCUGUUUUUAAAGUAUGUUGUAUUCAAUUUAUAAAAUCUGUUAUUUUACAUGAUUAUGAAUUCAGAAUUUUAAAAAUUGGGGGAGAAACAGUUUAGCAGGUUUUUUAGCUUACAGUUACCUACAGUCUGAGCUGUUCUUAACUAACCUUGAAUAUGCAGUUGAUUAUUAUAACCAACCAUAUUUUAUGCUCUGCAUUGAAAAGAGAUUCCAGAAGCUCUGUCGGUAGUCCAUUCUGCAGCAAAUAAUCCUUAUGUCUAAUGUUAACUCAUUACAGUUUAAACAUUUCUUAUUUGCAUCUUGAUAGAAAUGGAAAAUAACUACUCCUGGUCCCCUUCUAGUAAAGAUUUUCGUAUUUUUGAAGAUAGA
Molecule: messenger RNA, 3442 nt
Organism: Diceros bicornis minor
Lineage: Eukaryota; Metazoa; Chordata; Mammalia; Perissodactyla; Rhinocerotidae
Gene: SMAD2
Product: SMAD family member 2
Exons: 11
Coding region: 474-1877 (467 amino acids)
Biological process (GO): cell differentiation; regulation of transcription by RNA polymerase II; SMAD protein signal transduction
Cellular component (GO): heteromeric SMAD protein complex
Molecular function (GO): I-SMAD binding; RNA polymerase II cis-regulatory region sequence-specific DNA binding; DNA-binding transcription factor activity, RNA polymerase II-specific
Source: RefSeq, a predicted model, not a curated record